AGAAUAGAUGAGACAUCAGCAGUGAAGGAGGAGGAGGAGGAGGGGGGAGAAGAGGAAGGUCGAGUGUCAAAUUUCCGAAAAAGCUUUCGAUGCUGGAGAAAUCCAUACAAGCGAGCCAGGAACUGGGAAUCCUCCGUACAAAGGCCCUUGGGGGGGGGGCUGACGGAAAGAAGGGGACAAUCAUGGGGGACGAGAGCAACGAAACGCACAUAACGCCAUCGCCUGCAUAGACCCGGAGGACCCCCCCCCCCUUCUUUCGCGUACACAAAGGGAGCACAUGUACCCUCACAAAGACGCAUCCAGCAGCUUAGCCUAGCAGGGCAGAGGAAGCGGCACCCGCUACCGGCGAAAAAAAAGGAAAAAUAACCUGCGAAAAGAAAUUCGCCGGCGCAUCCUGCGACCAAAAAAAAAACAAGAGACCCGCCGUCCGGAUAAAUCAAAGACAUGACCCUGGAGAGAGAAAAAGACGCAAGAGGCGACGGCGCAACGAGACCGCGACGGACGCGAGCAUGAGGACCGCCGGCCGUUAGCCUGAAAAAAGCGUGGGUUGGCCGGGGAACACGCGGAGGAUACGAUUAUGAUUGACACUGGCAGUUUCACCCCGCGCAGCACGCCCAGCAACUCCCCCGCUGUGCGGAGGCGUCUGGUGGGCAGCGAAUCGGAAAACAUGGUGGAGAAGGGCUCGGAAUGCUCCAACGAGAGGGGCUCCGGAACGCUCACCCCGACUUCCCCUCCUCCCGGCACCCUGCCCAUCAACCAGGGCAAUGCCCAGCUGCCCACCCAAACCAACUCCCAGCCCGGGACACCCCUCCCCCCGCAGUUCGGAGGACGGGGCUUUAUACGGAACAGCAAGAAGAUGCAGAGCUGGUACAGUAUGUUGAGCCCGACCUACAAGCAGCGAAAUGAAGACUUCCGCAAGAUCUUUAAGAAGCUGCCGGAUUCCGAGCGUCUGAUAGUGGAUUACUCGUGUGCGCUCCAGAAAGACAUCCUCCUCCAGGGAAGACUCUACUUGUCGGAGAAUUGGAUCUGUUUCUAUAGCAAUAUUUUCCGCUGGGAGACCACGAUCACUAUCCAGCUGAAGGACAUCCGAUGUAUAAAAAAGGAAAAGACGGCGAAACUGAUUCCCAACGCCAUCCAAGUUUGCACUGAGAAUGAAAAGCAUUUCUUCACGUCGUUCGGGGCCCGGGAUCGAUCCUUCCUGCUGAUAUUCCGCCUGUGGCAGAACGCACUUCUAGAUAAGACACUGUCCCCCCGAGAGCUGUGGAACAUCGUUCACCAAUGUUACGGUACGGAGCUGGGUCUGACCAGCGAAGAUGAGGACUACGUAUCUCAACGGGAGCUGCUGAACGGCCUUGGGGGAAGCGAGGAUUUUCCUGAAGGUCCUGAUCUGAGUGACACCUCCUCCAGGGGCGACAUCAAACUUGGCACCAGCCCUUCUUUGCUGGGCACUGGCUCCUUUACCUCUCUUGCCAGCAGUGAUAGUAUGCUAUUGCCAGCAGAGGAUUUGACCGGACAGUCAGACGCCUUGUCAGAUUCUCAGCUGGACGGUUCCUCAAGCCAGACGGUGACUCCCCUCUCGGAGAUGGCCGGGACGGGAUUGAUGGACUCCAUGCCUGCCUUGGACCGCAUGCCCAGCGAAGAUCUGCCCACCGACCUGAGCAACAACUCCAGCCCGAGCUCCACCCAGGAUGAGGAUGCCGUCGGAGUCUCUAAAGAUGCCAUUUCUUCGGACUUGCCCGGCAGGCUUCACAUCAACGCCGUGUACCACGUUAGCGCCGAUCGCCUGCAACAUGCGCUGGCCUCCGACACGAGAUUCAUGAGUGAAUUCAUGGAGCACAGGAAGUUCACAGAUUUCAUAGUGAACCCCUGGGAAAGGGACAGCAGCGGAAGACAAACCCGCGUUCUCAAUUAUACCAUUCCUAUUAAUAAUCCUCUGGGACCAAAAACCGCCCCCGCAGUGGAGACUCAGACUCUCUACAAUCUGAAGGGUUCGGUGUAUGUCCUAGACACCCAAGUCAUAACGCAGGGCAUCCCCUACCAGGAUUAUUUCUACACUGCUCACCGGUACUGCAUCUUCAGCGCGGCCAAGAAUAAAGCUCGUCUCAGGGUGUCCUCGGAGAUCUGUUACCGAAAACAGCCUUGGAGCCUGGUACGGGCGAUCAUCGAGAAGAACUCCUGGAGUGGGAUGGAGGAGCACUUUACUCUUCUAGCCGAUGCGGUCGUCAAGUUUGAACAGUCCUGCGUGGAGGAGUUGGGCGGAAGAGAAAAGCCAACCUUACGCCGCCGCAAGCGGACGCUGAGCUGGAAAAACCACCACAUUGACCCGCUGAGCGUUGCCCCUCCGCCGCUGGAGAGCGAGAGGGCGGCCCGCCACUCGAGAGCGUCAGGGAGCGUCUCCUCGCAGCUCUCCCACCUGACGGAUCGAGGAUCUGUACAAAACAUCCCCGGCAUGCUAUUCGUCAUCAGUAUUGUCCUAAUUGUCCUGUUGGCCUUGAAUCUAAUGCUCUUCUACCGCCUGUGGUCUCUGGAGCAGAACGCCCGGACAUUCCAGACUUGGCAGAGCUACGCCGUGUCCCAGGGGAGGUUCCCGCAGACGUCGGCGGAUUGGGCGGAAAUACUUGAGCUGCAGAAGCGUUUCCAUGAUGCCGAGGUGCAGAAAUGGAAGCAGACACUCCAGGCCUCCGUACAACUACUGGAUGAGAUGCGACUUUCCUUGCAAAGGUUGCAGCAGGGCGUCCUAGUGAAAGAUCCUGCCACAGACGCCCACAACGAAGAUGCUCUGUCUUGACCUCAAGCCGCCCGCUAGCAUUUCUCACGGGACAUUUGCGCGUUGCAAUGGAUAGCGUUGCGCUUUUUUUUCCCCCGAUGACGGUCGCGGAUCCCAUAGCAAUAUGACCAUGGAUAACUAACACCUCGUAGGGAGUAGAGUGCUGGAAACAGAAUCCCUUCAGGAAUACAAGUCAUCGCGUCAAGAAUCUGCUGAGCUACGGCGACACGCAACGAGCCGCAACGUGGGAGCGCCAAAACAGUGUUGAGAGCGCUUCGCUUUUUUUUUUCUCGACUAUUUAAAGGACGCUAAUUGAGUUUUAAAGGGAACUUUUGUCCGAACUUUUCUUUUGUUGUCGUUGUUCUGGUUUCGUAGAAGACGGAUGGGAAAAUCCUUUUCAUCCGCUACGACGCAAAGCGCCAACACAUGGCAUUGUUGCCUUCUCGGUGACUUUGGCUAUGAAGACUAUGGAGACUCGGAUCACUAUGGGCAGGUUUCCCAUAAUGCAUCUCUUUCAGAGACAUAAAAUAAGGUGGAAUCUUGUCUUUCCCGCCAUGGGAUCCCUCGGACAUACAUUUCAAUGAACUUCGGAAGCGCGAUUAUUUAACAUGACGACUUUUGGCGCCAAGUUUUUACUUUUUUUUUUUUGUAAUGAUCACUGAAGAUCGAAGAAAAAAAAAAGAAUACAAUGGAGGAUCGUUAUGGUCUGGCUUAGGGGGGUAGCCUGAUUUUAACAUCAAACCAGCACUGUAAUUCCUCCUCGCCAUUGUCGAACACAUUCCUGCUAGUGCAGCGAGCGUGACCCACCAUUUUUUUUUUU
Molecule: messenger RNA, 3587 nt
Organism: Rana temporaria (common frog)
Lineage: Eukaryota; Metazoa; Chordata; Amphibia; Anura; Ranidae
Gene: GRAMD1A
Product: GRAM domain containing 1A
Exons: 19
Coding region: 578-2788 (736 amino acids)
Biological process (GO): intracellular sterol transport
Cellular component (GO): endoplasmic reticulum-plasma membrane contact site; plasma membrane; endoplasmic reticulum membrane
Molecular function (GO): sterol binding; sterol transfer activity
Source: RefSeq, a predicted model, not a curated record